AUGACGUCGUACAAAGCUGGUCUCUCGCACGAUGGCUACAUUUACACCAAGUCAAACGGUCUUGUCGGCGGCCUGCACACCUAUGCUGUGAUAGAGCCCGAGAGUAAAAUCCAGCAAGCUAAUGAUGGCGAUGUCUGGGACGCGAUCGUGGUUGGUGCGGGCUAUGCCGGGUUGAUAGCUGCUCGAGAUCUCGUCAAAGCUGGUAAGAAGACACUACUGCUGGAAGCGCGCGAUCGAGUUGGUGGCCGGACCUGGAGCGCCGAGAUUGAUGGCACAACCUUCGAGAUGGGCGGUACUUGGAUUUCACAUGUGCAUGGCAGAUUGUUUGCCGAGCUGCAGCGAUAUGGACUCAAAGACGAUGUCACGAUGACUCGAACUCCAGGCGGCGGCUGCUCUUACUUCACUUUGGAUACUGGCUCCGGAACACGAAAGCUGUCGCUGGAAGAGGCCGGUGAGAUGACGGCCAGAGCAUGGAAGAUCUUCAUCAGCAUUGACGGCAAUGAGGGCCGAGAUAUUUGCCCUCUCCCAUUCUCUUCUCUCGGAAAUCUACGUGUCUCGCCCGAGGAAGUCAAGGCUGUGGACCAACUGAGUUGUCGAGAUCGAUUGAACCAAGUCAAAGAUAAAUUGACUGCUGACGAGAUGGCCUUAAUUGAAUCGCUAGUCCCGCAUUGCGGUGGCGGCUCAGUUGAGGAUAUGGGAUUCCUCGAGAUGCUGCGCGCACAAGCACUUCAAGGGUACAGCCCAGAGACCUUCGAAGACAUUUGGACCCUGUACAAGAUCCGUGAGGGCCAAUCGACACUUGCACGAAGGAUAUUUGAUGAUGCAGUGAGACUUGGUCUACAGUAUUCCUUUAAGACCCCGAUCAAAUCUUUCGUUGAGAAGGACUGCAUCGUGUUCGUAACAACUGAAAAUGGCAACACAUAUCGCGCGAACCGCGUCGUCAACACCAUACCACUUGCCGUGCUGCCGACCAUCCACUUCGAUCCUCUACUCUCACCUCUGCGACAAGAAGCCAUCAACAUCGGGCAGCUGAACUACCUCACCAAAAUCCACGCCGAAGUCGAAGGUGACCUUCGAGGCUUGCGAGGAUGCACCUGGCCUGGCGACUUCCUCUACAUCUACGGAGACGGCUUCUGUGCCGGUGGCAAGACAACUCGCAUCACCUCAUUUGCUGGUGAUAACCGUGGCAAGCUUGACCCGAUCAAGGAGCCCGAGAAGCUCGAGACCGCACUCAAGCGUUUCCACCCAAUGGAUAUCAAGAGAGUUAUUUUUCACGACUGGAUCUCUGACCCGUACUCGAUGUGCGGCCCAGCGUGGUAUCGUGCUGGAUAUCUCACUAAGUACUUGCCAGAGCUUCAGAAACGGCACGGUAAUGUGUUGAUGGCUAAUGCAGAUUGGGCUUCUGGAUGGAGAGCGUUCAUCGAAGGUGCGAUGGAGCAGGGCGGCCAGGCUGCUGAUACUGUCAUGGAGGAGGUUGGAAUUCAGGGAGCGAAUGUUGCGAACAGUACGCAGGCACGCUUCUAA
Zasmidium cellare ATCC 36951 is the source of this 1524-nucleotide messenger RNA. RefSeq lists its product as uncharacterized. The coding region runs from base 1 to 1524 and encodes 507 amino acids. The transcript has 2 exons. NCBI's taxonomy places the organism in Eukaryota, Fungi, Ascomycota, Dothideomycetes, Mycosphaerellales, Mycosphaerellaceae. The record is from RefSeq and is a predicted model, not a curated record. Gene Ontology annotation, molecular function: oxidoreductase activity.